GAACCAUCACGACAUCUUUACGCAAUCAGAGGACAUUGUCGACCAGCUGAGAGAGAGACCGUCAGGUUUAACAGUGAAAUGGCUGCUCUUAUUAUCCGUUCCUUGUCUCAAACUACUCGCCGUGGUGUACAAGUCACUUCGGUUAGGUUUGCAAACAAGAUGAUGGCAGACCCACUUGAGCAUGCCACUGGAUUGGAAAAGCAGGAGUUGAUGGCGAAGGCUGCGGGCAAUGAUAAUCCCUUUGACAUGAGAGUAUACAAGCGUAUAAGUGGCGAUCAGACAAAUCCAACUGUUGUUCCAUCUUUCUAUGAGAAGCGACUUGUUGGAUGCAUUUGCGAGGAGGAUGCAACUUGUAUCAACUGGAUGUGGCUAGAAAAGGGUGACAAGAAGCGAUGUGAAUGUGGCUACUGGUUCCAGCUUGCAGAUGCUAAACCCAUGGUCUAAUUCAGAUAAUUGUGGCAGUUUGUGCUACUAAACCAUGUAUGUAUGGAAUGCCUGUAAUGAUAUGGAUCUACGGUGCAGUUGAAUACCAUUCCUUUUCAUGAGAUGUUUCCUUGUACAUAUGCUGAACUGUGGGAUUACUCAUGAUAAUCUGGGGGGCAUUCAGGUUAACCAGUAAGAAAAUUCACCUUGAAAAAUUGUAUUUAUACAUGUAGAAAAAUAAGUGAAAUAAACCCAAAAGAUGUCCUUCA
This is a messenger RNA of Homarus americanus (American lobster), 692 nucleotides long. Its product is annotated as cytochrome c oxidase subunit 5B, mitochondrial-like. Gene Ontology annotation, biological process: mitochondrial electron transport, cytochrome c to oxygen. The coding region runs from base 79 to 444 and encodes 121 amino acids. Gene Ontology annotation, cellular component: mitochondrial envelope. The record is from RefSeq and is a predicted model, not a curated record. The transcript has 3 exons. NCBI's taxonomy places the organism in Eukaryota, Metazoa, Arthropoda, Malacostraca, Decapoda, Nephropidae.